CCCCUUUCUUAUUUUCCCCCAACAACUUUCUCUCCCUCCCGCUAGCAAACCCAAGGAAGCCAUCUUCAAUGCUGAGGAUGGUUACGUGAAAAUGUUCCUCCGGGGACGCCCCAUCCCCAUGUUUGUCCCCGAUGCGGUGGUGGCCACUUACAGCCUGGACGCCAAGCUGGAGCUGCCGCACAAGAAGCUGAAGCUGGACUGGGUAUACGGGUACCGGGGCCGCGACUGCCGGGCCAACCUUUUCCUGCUGCCCACGGGAGAGAUCGUCUAUUUCGUGGCCGCCGUGGCCGUCCUUUACAAUGUGGAGGAGCAGCGGCAGCGCCACUACCUGGGCCACACCGACGAUAUCAAGUGUUUGACGGUGCAUCCAGAUAUGGUGACCGUAGCAACUGGACAGGUGGCCGGGACCUCAAAGGAUGGCAAGGUGAUGCCGCCCCAAGUGCGCAUCUGGGACUCCGUGAGCCUCAACACCCUCCACGUCCUGGGGCCUGGACCCUUCGACCGAGCGGUCACCUGUGUGGGAUUCUCCAAGUCUAAUGGGGGUGGCCUCCUGUGUGCCGUGGACGACUCCAACGACCACGUUCUCUCCGUCUGGGACUGGCAGAAGGAGCAGAAGCUGGCGGACGUGAAGUGUUCCAACGAGUCCGUCCUGGCCGCCACCUUCCACCCCACGGAGCCCACCCUCCUCAUCACCUGCGGCAAGUCCCACAUCCACUUCUGGAGCCUGGAAGGAGGCAGCCUGAGCAAACGGCAGGGCAUCUUUGAGAAACACGAGAAGCCCAAGUAUGUUCUGUGCGUGGCCUUCACGGAGAACGGGGACACCGUGACCGGCGACUCGGGGGGCAACCUCUACAUCUGGGGCAAAGGGGGCAACCGGAUCUGCCAUGCGGUGCCAGGCGCCCACGAGGGGGGCAUCUUCGGCCUCUGUGUGCUGCGGAAUGGGACCAUCCUGACGGGGGGCGGCCGGGAUCGCCGGGUGGUGCUUUGGGGACGGGAUUACCAGAAGCUGCAGGAGAACGAGGUCCCGGAAGGCUUUGGGCCGGUGCGCACCAUUGCCGAAGGGAAGGGCGACUCGCUCUUUGUGGGCACCACACGCAACUCCGUGCUGCACGGGUCCCUGUCGACCGGCUUCUCUCUGCUGGUGCAGGGACACACGGAAGAGCUUUGGGGCCUGGCCACGCACCCCACCCUCGAGCAGUUCCUGACCUGCGGCCAGGACAAGCAGGUCCACCUGUGGAGCGUGGCCUCCCACCAGCCUCUAUGGAGCAAGGGGAUCGAGGAUGCGGCUCGCUCGGCUGGCUUCCACCCCAGGGGCUCGGUACUGGUGGUGGGCACCGUCACGGGCAGGUGGCUGGUGCUAGACACAGAGACCCGGGAUCUGGUGGCCAUUCACACGGACGGAGGAGAGCCCAUCUCCGUGGUCAGCUUCUCCCCAGACGGGAAGUACCUGGCUUUGGGGUCCCACGACAACUUUGUCUACAUCUACCUGGUUUCUGAGGGUGGCAGGAAAUACGGCCGGGUUGGCAAAUGCUCGGGACACUCCAGCUUCAUCACCCACCUGGACUGGGCCCUCGACAGCAGCUGCCUGGUCACCAAUUCGGGGGAUUAUGAGAUUCUGUAUUGUGAGUAUCCGGAGGGCUGA
Thamnophis sirtalis is the source of this 1642-nucleotide messenger RNA. The record is from RefSeq and is a predicted model, not a curated record. NCBI's taxonomy places the organism in Eukaryota, Metazoa, Chordata, Lepidosauria, Squamata, Natricidae.